CUUUGGGCUUUAGGUCCUACUUUCAGCUUAGCGGAUGGCCUCGCCAGAGGAGUACCUGUGUCCCCGAUGAUGAUGUACUUGAAGAGAUAAGCGAACUUAACGCUUCCUCUUUCGAAACCUCUAAGCCUCCACCGGGCAUUCUGGUCUCCAGCCGAAAGGGGGCGCUGCCCAGCUCAUCAUUUCCGACCUGUUGCCUCCCUGCUACCAACUCACUGGUUCCGCAAAAGAAUCCGCCAAUCCCCAGAGGGAGACGCGAGUGUUGGCGGAAGUGACGGAUAUUCCGUUUCCGGCGGGGGCGGUGGGAGCUAUGAGGGAGCUGAAGCGGUGGUAGCGGUUGUGUUGAAGAUGGAGUUUCCCGGAGGAAAUGACAAUUACCUGACGAUCACAGGGUCCUCGCACCCCUUCCUGUCGGGGGCCGAGACAUUCCAUACUCCAAGUCUGGGCGAUGAGGAAUUUGAGAUCCCUCCUAUUUCGUUGGACUCUGACCCCUCAUUAGCUGUCUCUGAUGUGAUCGGCCACUUUGAUGACCUUGGAGACCCCACCUCCUCACAGGAUGGCAGCUUUUCAGCCCAGUAUGGGGUCCAAACAUUGGAUAUGCCUGUGGCCAUGACUCAUGGCUUGAUGGAACAGGGCGGGGGGCUCCUGAGUGGGGGCUUGGCCAUGGACUUGGACCACUCUAUAGGGACUCAGUAUAGUGCCAACCCACCUGUCACAAUUGACGUACCAAUGACAGAUGUGUCAUCUGGCUUGAUGGGACACAGCCAACUAACCACCAUUGACCAGUCAGAGCUGAGUUCUCAGCUUGGCUUGAGUUUAGGGGGUGGCACUAUCCUCCCAUCUGCCCAGUCACCUGAGGAUCGGCUUUCAACCACCCCUUCACCUACUAGCUCCCUUCAUGAGGAUGACGUUGAGGAUUUCCGGCGGCUCCCGAGUCAGAAGACAAUUGUGGUAGAGUCAAGCAAAAAGCAGAAGACUCCAAAGAAAAAGAAGAAGAAAGAUCCCAAUGAACCCCAGAAACCAGUCUCAGCAUAUGCCUUGUUCUUCCGUGACACGCAGGCAGCCAUCAAGGGACAGAAUCCCAAUGCUACUUUUGGGGAGGUUUCAAAAAUUGUGGCCUCCAUGUGGGACAGUCUUGGAGAAGAGCAAAAACAGGUAUAUAAAAGGAAAACUGAAGCUGCCAAGAAGGAAUAUCUGAAGGCUUUGGCAGCUUAUAAAGCCAAUCAGGUGUGUCAGACUGCUGUGGAGACAAUGGAAUUGGAUCCAGUGACACCACAGCAGACUCCUCCCCCCUCUCCUGCUGCAACAGUUGUUGUGCCAGCCUCUCCAGCACCAGCACCAGUACCAGCAUCAGCAUCAACAGAGCCCCCUUCCCUGUCCUCUUCCAUUGUGGUUAAAUCCACCCUGUCAUCCUAUGUGACAAGCCAGACAUCUGGUGGGACAGGGGCCCAGACCAGCAUCACCAAGAUCAUUAUAUCCAAACAGACGUUGACAUCUAGCCAGUUGACUUCUUCUAUUGCCAUGUCCCAAGGGGGCAUGGUCACAGUCAUCCCAGCCACAAUGGUGACUUCCCAGGGGCUUCAGUUAAGCCAAAUCCAGGCAGCUACCAGCACGUCUACCAUUGAUCAGAGCCAACAAGCCAAGAUUGUUACCCGAUCUGUGUUGCAGGCAGCAGCAGCUGCUGCUGCUUCUAUGCAGUUGCCUCCGCCUCGACUGCAGCCCCCUCCACUGCAACAGAUGCCUCAACCACCCACUCAGCAACAAGUAACCAUUCUGCAGCAGCCUCCCCCACUCCAGGCCAUGCAGCAGCCCCCACAGCAAAAGGUUCGUCUUAGCCUCCAACAGCCGCCUCCUCUGCAGAUCAAGAUUGUUCCUCCACCUACAUUACAUAUUCAGCCUGCUUCUGUCCCACCUGCUCUGGAGAGUAGCCCUGAACAGCCGGUUACCACUAGUCCUGAGCCCCAUGCAGUGGAGGCAACUUCUCCUGAGCCAAUUGAGAUGAUCACAGAUGUUGUACCUGAGGUUGAAUCUCCUUCUCAGAUGGAUGUUGAGCUGGUGACUGGGUCUCCUGUGACACUCUCCCCUCAGCCACGAUGUGUGAGGUCAGGUUGUGAGAACCCUCCAGUUGUGAGUAAGGACUGGGACAAUGAAUACUGCAGCAAUGAGUGUGUAGUGAAGCACUGCAGGGAUGUAUUCCUGGCCUGGGUGGCAUCCAGAAAUUCAAGCACAGUGGUGUUUGUGAAAUAGUCCAUCCCAUCUCCCAAGCCAGUGAAAACUUAUCAGCCUGUACGUGAAACACAAGCUGGGCUUCUGGUGAUGCUCGAUUCCAGUCAAUAAUGGCCCUCCGUGCUUCUUCCCUUUUCUUUUCUUGGAUAGGGGCCAGGCUUUGGAGGAGGGCCACCAUGUUUGCUGAAAUCUGGGGCUGCUUUAUACAUUCAAGUACAAGCAGGGGGCCCAGUGAUGACAGCAGAGGAGUUGGGGGAGUGAGACAGAAUAUGGGGAUGUCGGGGUAGGGGAGUUAUUUGAUUCUUUUAAAGAAAAAAAUUGUUGGUAUAAUUUUCGAAGGACUUGCCUAAAAGAUAAUUAAAAUAAUAAAGAAAAUAUAUAGCUCUGAACCUCAGAGGAAAACAA
Phascolarctos cinereus (koala) is the source of this 2628-nucleotide messenger RNA. RefSeq names its product TOX high mobility group box family member 4 (gene TOX4). Gene Ontology annotation, molecular function: chromatin DNA binding. The record is from RefSeq and is a predicted model, not a curated record. Gene Ontology annotation, cellular component: nucleus. Gene Ontology annotation, biological process: regulation of transcription by RNA polymerase II. NCBI's taxonomy places the organism in Eukaryota, Metazoa, Chordata, Mammalia, Diprotodontia, Phascolarctidae.